This is a messenger RNA of Talaromyces rugulosus, 2223 nucleotides long. RefSeq lists its product as uncharacterized. The record is from RefSeq and is a predicted model, not a curated record. The transcript is spliced from 4 exons. Lineage: Eukaryota; Fungi; Ascomycota; Eurotiomycetes; Eurotiales; Trichocomaceae. Gene Ontology annotation, molecular function: choline kinase activity; ethanolamine kinase activity. Gene Ontology annotation, biological process: phosphatidylcholine biosynthetic process; phosphatidylethanolamine biosynthetic process. Gene Ontology annotation, cellular component: cytoplasm. Bases 1 to 2223 code for a protein of 740 amino acids.
AUGCCGCCUUCCGCCCAGGGUGAUCGCGGAGGUCACGAGACCACCACCCAUUCCGAGGAUCGCACACCUGAUCUCUCAGCUUCGCAAGUCUCUCUUCAGAGUAACGGAGACCAGGGAGCUGCAGCAACUUCGAAGGAGGCCACCACCACAAAGCAGUACAGAGCCCCCGUUGCCAGGCGAAUAUCUGCCAGGUCUCCGAUAUUGCAGCCGUCGCCAGUCUAUUCUCUUCGCAGUCAAAUUUCCACUCUGCGUCUAGAUUCUCAGGAUGACGACGAGGACACCCAGAGUACUGGCAAGUCCGAGCAAGUCUUGUUCAGCCAGGUCUUAGACUGGUUGCGCCAGGAACAGGGCAAGCGCACUGCUGCUGAUACUGGUACUAGCGCCGCCAGAAGCGACAGCAGUUUCUCUCUGGACGAAAUGCAGCAGCAUUCUUUUGGCCCGGAAAAGGGACUGGCGUUGGACCAGUUAGAGAAGAUUCUACAUCAUUAUGCAACGACUUCAAAGGAUCAGGGAAACGCUCUCACUCGUCACCCGUCAAGACGACAUCACCAUAGCCGCUCCAAAGGACUUAGGCGUGGCUCUGGGUCUGAUUCGGACUAUUAUGACGAGACUGGCGUUCCCAGCGUCGAUGCUAUUCUAGAUAACACGAAGACGUUGGCAUACAACGGGGGAGCCUCGUCAGAAAACCUCCUGUCCGGUUCUGAUCAGCAGACUCGGGCGUCAAAGGAAACCAAUCACUGGUUGACCUUCAAAGCAGAGAUUCUUCGCCUUGCCCAUACCCUUCGCCUAAAAGGGUGGCGGAGAGUUGGUAUGGACAGCUGUGGUGAUAUUGAAGUUACUCGUCUGAGCGGUGCCCUGACAAACGCCGUCUAUGUGGUGAAGCCUCCGAAGCUCGCGCGCCAGAAUUCAGAAAGGAUUCACAAGCUGAUGCCGAAUCGACCACCUCCAAAACUACUUCUUCGUAUAUAUGGUCCACAGGUAGAGCAUCUGAUUGACCGCGAAGGGGAACUACAGAUACUACGUCGACUAGGGCGACAGAACAUUGGACCGCGUGUUUUGGGUACAUUCAAUAACGGGCGGUUUGAAGAGUAUUUCAACGCACAUCCACUGACUCCUAGAGAGUUACGAGUCCCCGAAACCUCACGACAAAUAGCCAAGCGAAUGAGAGAGCUUCAUGACGGGAUUGAACUGCUAGAACACGAACGCCAGGCCGGUCCAUUUGUGUUUCGCAACUGGGACAAAUGGGUAGAUCGCUGCGAGCAGGUCAUCUCCUGGCUCGAUGGGGAGAUCCUGUCGGGCCAGACAGGCCGGCCGGAAGCCUGGCGCCAACGGGGAUUCGUGUGUGGUGUGCCCUGGGCAACGUUCCGAAAGGCUGUUGAGAACUACCGGAUCUGGCUUGCCGAUCACAUGGGGGGCAUGAAGGAGAUCAAGCGGCAGCUCGUGUUUGCCCACAACGAUACCCAGUACGGCAAUCUCCUUCGCCUUGAACCCGAGGAAGAAUCGCCCUUGCUUCUGCCGGCCAACUCGCACAAACAGCUCGUUGUCAUCGACUUUGAAUACUCGUCAGCUAACACUCGUGGCCUUGAGUUUGCUAAUCACUUUACCGAAUGGUGCUACAAUUACCAUGAUGCGGAAAGGUCGUGGGCAUGCAAUACACGCGCCUAUCCAACCCCCGAAGAACAGCACCGGUUUAUCUCUGCUUACAUCUCCCACCACUCGCAAGUUGGCCCUGGAUAUUCUCCACUUGUUACUCCAGAUAUCGCCCCUGCGUCCAUUAGUACUCCCCGCCUAGCCGCUUUUUCUUUGGAUGCACCUGCCAUCGCCACGGCCAAUUUAUACUCUGAGCCCGAUCGUUUGCAUCAUGAAGACUCCUUCGAAACCGAAAUCCAGCAUCUCAUGCGGCAAACUCGGCUAUGGCGAGUCGCCAACUCGGCACAAUGGGUUGCCUGGGGUAUCGUACAAGCCAAGAUCCCAGCAAUGGAGGAACCAGAACACCCAUCAACACUACUCAAUAAUAACCAUGAUAUUAACCAAACCGACAACAACAAUCAUACCGAGGCCGCACAAGAGAACCAGGAAAGCGACGAAUUCGACUAUCUUGCCUACUCCCAAGACCGGGCUCUGUUCUUCUGGGCCGAUGUCUUGGCUAUGGGCCUAGUUCGAGAGGAUGAGCUUCCUGGGGAACUUUUGGAAGUGAUCAAAUCGAAGAUUGUGAAUUAUUAG